AUGCCAUGUCAAGCUAAGCAUCCCAAAUUAUUUCAACUCUCCCCAAAGGCUAAGGAUGCCAUGCAACUGCAAAAUGAGUACAAGCGAUGUUCAUGCGUGAAGCUGAAGCUUGAACAGUCCAUCGCAGAGCCUCCUGCAAAGUGCCACUGUGUUGCAGCACCUGAAGCAGGUCCUUCAGACUCCCAUGUGCCAGUGUCCAAUUCUCCAAGUGUCAUGGAAGGUCCAUCUGAUGACACACCCAACACUGCUGGUCCCUCAAACACACAAAAUUCUACAGCUGUUCCAGGUCCAUCUGACAUCACUCUUGGUCACACACCAGUCCAGGCUGUACUGUCACACCAGUUUAGCAACAUCUCUGUGACCACAGAACCUCCCCCUGUGACCUGCAAUGUCGAGGUCAUGACAGAAUGUUCAUGCAUCAAUCCCACUACCUCUUCAAACAAUGCUCCAGCACCCUCCACCUGUUUCACACCACCCAGAGACUUACCUGAUGACUCCAAAGACCUUGUGACCAAUGUCAUAGGGGUUCACAUGUCUUCAUUUUUGGAUACUGUCAAAUGGUCCAGUGGGUUCACCACUAUACUACCAUGUAUCUGGAAGGAUGGCAAAAACAUUUGCCAGGGAGACACUGAUACAGUCUGGUGUUUAUCCCAGCUUCCAGAAUCUGACCCUCAGUCAUCGUUGCACAUCAUUCAUAUACAUCAUCACAAUUGGUCCUCUAGACCAGACAAGCUACACAAUCUCAUUGUGAAAACUCUGCAUGAAGGAAAAUGCAUGGUGAUUCGGGGAGUUGAAAAAUCUCAGGUGGCAAAGCUUGAUGUAGACUACCUUGAAAAUUGCGGUUUCUCGUGGUUUAUGCAUGUCACUAUACAUGACGUCAAAGUGUGCACUAGGGAUUUUACAUACCCCCAAGUUGAGGGAAUGAUCAAAGAGUUCAUCCUCAACUUAGAUGACCCAAAUAAGAUACAGUUCAUCCUUGACCUUCCAUAUACAGGAAUGGGUAUCCCAGAACACUCGCAACUACUCAAUCAUGGCAUUGUUCAUGGGUGGAAUCAAACCACAGCCAAGUAUCCCAUCGUCAAUCCAGUCCAUCCCAAUAAUUUUCUCAUCAAUGGGUGGGCUUUGGCCCAUCACCUUGCCAUCCUGAUGAAUUUUCACCAUGACUCAGACAGAGAACAUUCUCUAGAGUUGAUGAACAUCCCCAUAAAACCCAACAAGAUCAAGGCCAACUGGAAUAUAGAGGUAGUUACUCUUGAGGAGGGUGAUAUGUUCAACAAGAAGAAAUCCCUCCAAUGGUCAACCACUGCACCUGCAAUCACAAUUUGUAAUGUGAUUGUCAAGCAUUUUUGGACAGACAUCAAAACCACAGUUUCAGUAUAUGUCAAGGGGCCUGAUAAGACUCAAGGCUGUCAGAGUCUAACACACCCAGGAGAGCUUAUAGACAGAUCAGAGCUUGCAAUUUGCUUAAAACCAUUUAGAAAGCUAUUAUGA
Molecule: messenger RNA, 1491 nt
Organism: Suillus subaureus
Lineage: Eukaryota; Fungi; Basidiomycota; Agaricomycetes; Boletales; Suillaceae
Exons: 6
Coding region: 1-1491 (496 amino acids)
Source: RefSeq, a predicted model, not a curated record